AUCAAAGGAAUAAUAAUUUUGCUGAUGGUUCAACUCGCUAAUUGGAUUUGUAUUGUAGGGUCACCUACAGUGACACACCAUGUCACGCGUAUCACCAAGGAAUGACGGGGACAUUUCCCCCAGGGGAGAUGAAACUACCCGAACUUUGCUCGUACGACCCGCGUCUUCCCAUGGAGAUCCGAUUUCCUCUAUAAAUCCGAACGAUCCGGUCCCAGAUAAACCGGUAUACAGACCAGAUACACUGCCACCUAUCGAAUUGCCAGAUGACCGGGUUUUUACCAAGAGAUCUCCAAGGGGAAUCUUUACCGUCUCAGGUGAAACGUCAUCUACCAUACACGAUAUAGAAAGGCCAUCUUCGUCUGCUGAUAUUUAUCCUGUUCCGGAGACUAUUUCUAGUCGGGGGAACACAGGCACCGAUAUUAACCCAGUCGAUGUCCCCGAUUCAAAAGGGACGAGGAACUGGUCAAAAGGAAAGAUUGUUGCGAUCGUGAUUGGUAUUACGUUGGCAGUUGUAGCAAUCUGCGGAGUGAUCGCCGGGGUCGUUGUCGUUGUCAGCAGUGGCGAAGAAACGGCGACUGUUUCCCCUACAGACCCCGUAUUUAUUGAAGAGGUUGUGGUGUCAAGUAUAAACGUCUCUGGAUCAAUGUCAUUUGGUGAUAAAGUCUUUACGGAAGCUUACAAUGACUCAUCGUCGGAGCAAUAUCAAGAAUUAGAAACCAACUUUACCGUUGUAAUGGAUGCAGUAUUUUUGAGUGGAGAGUAUGCUGACGUUUAUAAUGGCACAUAUGUCACUGGUUUUAGCUCUGGGAGUAUUAUCGUCAACUUUUACGUGGUACUGUUAGAUAUCCAAGAUUUAAUCGAAGAUACUCAAACAGAUUCCGGCAGCACAAAUGAGGAAGUCGACUCUUCCAUAGCCCUCAUAGCACAGAUUGAAACGACAGCUCUUCAAAUUGUGAAUACGGUUUUGGAAGAAGCCACCGAAGAGAAUUCAACGAGUGUCUUGGUAGCCAUUGGAAUAACUGUUGGUUCGGCAACAGUAUUAGAAGUUUCCGUUGAUAUUGAAAUAAUAACUGUAGCGCCACCGGCUAGCACACCGACCGCUGCUACAACAACAUCGACCACCAAAUUACCAACGACCACUGCAACAACCACUGUAACCACCACUGAAACGACCGCUGCAACAACUACCCUGUCGACGUCAACUGCGGCACCAACCACUUCGGCUGUGACCACAGGCAGUCAAACGACCACAUCUGCAGAAGCUGAAGUAACAACGUUAUCUGAUAAUGCGACGUGUGACUUCAAGUGUGGAGAUGGUAAAUGUAUUGUGUCUGAUAACAUUUGCAACGGGGAAAAUGAUUGCUCGGAUUUCUCUGACGAAGAUCUAUGUCCUCAAUGUAGUGAUGUCCGUUUCCCUCGGUGCGGAGAAGUUCUUUCUUACAAUCGGACUUACUUCCCAAACCCAUCAGCCCAAGACCUUGAUACUGCAAUCAGUUUGAUUGAAGAAACAACCAUCAUGGUAGAAUGUCAUGAAGACUUUCUGCUUCUCUUCUGUGGUAUGCUUUUUGCUGACUGUCCACAUGGCGGUCCUUCUCGACGCCCUUGCAGGAGUCUAUGUGAAGAAGUUACAGAUGCAUGUCGAGACUCCUUCCAAGCAACAAUGAAUGCAGAAUGGCCGAUAAAUUGUCAACUACUAAGCAACGACGACAAUCUGGAUGAAUCCUAUUGCGCUGGUGGAGAAGGUGAUCUCACAGGAGAAUCAAUGUGCGGUACCCGUCCCGCUGUAGAUGACUAUCAGUCUAGGAUAGUGGGAGGAGUCAAUGCUGAUCUAGGGGAUUUCCCAUGGAUCGCUUCUGUUCGGAUGGGAGGUUACUUCUGUGGUGGAACUCUGAUCAGCAAUCAAUGGGUCUUGACUGCAGCCCACUGCGCAGAUGACGAGGAAGGUAGUGGAGAUGGUAUCGAACCUAGUGACUUCAGCAUUACUCUUGGGAUCCGUAACCUUUUGGAAGAUCCCGAGUCCAAAAUGGAGCGACAUGUUGACCAAGUGAUUGUCCACCCCAACUACGGUGCUUUCAAUGGAAUAGCAAAUGAUAUCGCACUACUUCAUCUAUCCGAACCUGUAGAAUUCACUGAAUAUGUGAGACCAGCUUGUUUAGCUACUAUACAAAACGAGACGAUGGCGUACAGUCGAUGUUGGAUCGCAGGAUGGGGAAGCAUGCACUCAGAAGGUUCCCUUUCCAACGAUCUUCAGAAAGCAUUUGUUAACCUCAUUGAACAUGAUGUAUGUGCUGACCUAUAUAGUCAAUACAACAUUGUCGAAGAAGCAGAGAUCUGUGCAGGCUAUAUUCAAGGCGGAGUUGAUUCUUGUCAGGGUGACAGUGGAGGCCCACUAUCUUGUGAGGGUUCUGAUGGUCGCUGGCAUCUGGUAGGAUCUACGAGUUGGGGUGUCGGGUGUGCUGAGCCAAAUUACCCUGGGGUUUAUGCCAGGAUUUCACAAUACACUCGGUGGAUUCAGGAUACCACGGGAUCUGUUGGUGUGGCAAACGGCAGUGAAGUUAGUACUGUUGAACACGGUGAAUCAUUAACCAUCGUUUCUCCAAACUAUCCUGGAUACUAUCCCAACGACGCGAAUAUGCAGUGGCUUGUUGCAGGACCGAACGACUAUCAGAUCGUGGCAAGUUUUCAGGCCUUUCAUCUGGAAGCCAGAUAUGACUUCCUCAUAAUCGGUUCGGGUUUGGAUCCGGAGAUUACGUCGUCGCAGUUAGCCAAGCUGUCUGGUGACGAAUUGCCCGAUGACGUUGUAUCCCGUAACAAUGAGAUGUGGGUCGUAUUCACCUCUGAUUACUCGGAAACAAGGACAGGAUUUUGGAUGGAGAUCAAGGUGUUCAAAAGAGAUUAA
Lytechinus pictus (painted urchin) is the source of this 2899-nucleotide messenger RNA. Its product is annotated as enteropeptidase-like. Gene Ontology annotation, molecular function: serine-type endopeptidase activity; protein binding. The record is from RefSeq and is a predicted model, not a curated record. Gene Ontology annotation, biological process: proteolysis. The transcript is spliced from 18 exons. The coding region runs from base 80 to 2899 and encodes 939 amino acids. NCBI's taxonomy places the organism in Eukaryota, Metazoa, Echinodermata, Echinoidea, Temnopleuroida, Toxopneustidae.